Molecule: messenger RNA, 819 nt
Organism: Nicotiana attenuata
Lineage: Eukaryota; Viridiplantae; Streptophyta; Magnoliopsida; Solanales; Solanaceae
Exons: 3
Coding region: 1-819 (272 amino acids)
Source: RefSeq, a predicted model, not a curated record
AUGUCGGACGUACCAAAGUACGAUAGGACUUCAGAUUCUCAGGAGCACAUCACAACUUACACAAUAGAGGGGGCCUUGACAUGGUAUUUGCUUCUGCUUGAACAUUCAGUUGAUGCUUUUGAAAUGCUCGCAGAUUCAUUCAUAAAGGCCCAUGCUGGGGCUAGAAAGGACCAAGCCCGGAAGGCGGACAUAUUUAGUAUAGCACAACAAGAGUCUAAAUUGCUGCGAGAGUUCAUUACUAGGUUCCAGAAAGAGAGGAUGCUGCUACCGGUCAUACCAGACAAGUGGGUAACGGAGAUAAGGAUAGAAGAUGAUCAUCUCGGGUUCCUGGCAUUAAUCAAAGGACGAGACCGAGACAAGAACUGGGAGAAGUUCAAGGAUGAUUUUGAUGUAGAUGGGCGAUCUUCUAAGAGCCGUUGUUUGCCUUACGAGAAAGCCGACAGGCGCGAAAAUAAAGGGUUUUUUUCGCCGGAUAGGUUUGCUCCCGAAAGAAGAACUGAUCGCGGUCGAAACAACAGAUCUUUGCAAGACAAAGAGGUAUCGGGUAUUCAGGAUUCCACUUAUCCCAGGUUGUCAAAUUAUAAUUUCAACAUCAGCAUAGUGGAGCUGGUAUCGACAAUAAGGAAUAUCAACGAGGCUCGAUUUCUGAAGCCAAUCAGAUUCGAUCCCAGUCAGAGAGAUCGUAAUUUAUGCUGUGAAUAUCAUGGGACUCACGGCCACAGAACUUGGGAUUGUCGGCACCUACGCGAGGAGGUGGCAACACUGUUGAAGAAUGGCCAUCUCAGGCAAUUCUUAUGCGACCGAGCUGAGAACAAUUAA